This is a messenger RNA of Phytomonas sp. Hart1, 2172 nucleotides long. Lineage: Eukaryota; Euglenozoa; Kinetoplastea; Trypanosomatida; Trypanosomatidae. The record is from the annotation of a GenBank genome assembly.
AUGCGAUCUUUUCUUGAUCGCUCCACUGCUGUGGGAAUCUUAUUCCUUGGACACAACCUUAGAGUUUCUCUGCUUCCCUGUAUUGCGCGUUUUGGCAACGCAUCAUUGGCGCAUUCGCGCUCAUGGUACGGGGUUUCCACACGUCGCAGCACUAGUAUGUCCUUUAAGAUACACGCUUUCGUGAACAUGACUCCGUCGACGCGCAGAUUCUAUGCACACGACAGCUCUUUUUCAACACACAAUGCGUCAUCCGGCCCUAGUUCCUCAUCAGCAUCCACAAAUUUUUCAGAAAAGAUUAACCCCAAUAUGAAAAAAGAUAUUUCUCAAGGGAAUCCUUCAUGUCCAAACUCGGAAACAUCUACACCUCACCAUCCUAGCUCAGUUGCCUCGCAGGGGGAUUCAACAAACGAAUCUAAGGAUGCACCAUAUACACAGUCAGAGAUUCGUGAUUUUUUGCUAUUGCUCCUGCCAGAGUCAACUACCGGGGUCCAAUCGAUCUCGAUUAAGGAGGCUUUACAUCAGCUCCCUGCCGAGAUGCAGGAAAUGGUUCGGAAACACCCUGGCGGCCUAGCGCGCUACGUGCAGGAGCAUUUUUCGACGAGCAUCCGCGUCGCCGAGGACGGCCAGACGCUGCUCAGAGUUUCUGUACCCCAAUCGCCGCAGGGCAAAAGCGAUGAUGCCCAAAACCCCCCACCUCACGUGGCCGAUAAAAAAAUAUCCCUCAGACCUCCUCCUCCUCCGCAACCUAACACCACCUUGACUGAGGCACCACUCCCCCCUUCCGAUGCUGCGUCGCCUGACGCUUCCUCCCCUCAUCCAUCCACGAAUGCAACCCCCGAAACUCGUAGCUUUCGCAAUAAAAUUGAGAUACUUGACGCUUUAGUCGAGUACAUACCGACUUUUUUUGUCAAUCAAGAAGUGAUCGCUUCCAUGCUGCCACCGGAUAUUCAGGCACUCUAUGCCGACACAUCCCUGACUUUCUUCUUGAAACGUUUCAAGCACUACUUUAAUACUCAAACGAACUUUGGCAAUACCACAAUCCGGUUAAAGGAGGAUUUUUCGCAUCCAAAAAGGGGGAUUGCGGACGCACGCUACGCAACGUGUGCUGGGAGUGCGUGGCAUAUGGAAAGUCGGGGCCGUCCACCACGGAAUUCCGAAGCGAACUUGAUAAUAAGCUUGUUGCCGCGGGUUCCCAAGGUCUUUCAACCCUUCUCGGAGGUGCUUCAGGAGAUCUCUGAUCUCGUAUCGCGUCACCCGGCUUUUGAUUCCCGGCUUGGGGUGAUGGGCUUCUUGGAAAAGUACCCAGAGUAUUUUCAGGUGGCUGAGGGAAAGCUUCGGGUGCGUCCCUAUUCCGUAGCCCUCAACGCAUUGGAUGAACUCGACGCCACGUCUUCACCUUUUCCAGAGGCCUUUACAAAGAUAAUGACGCUUGUCGAUUCCGUGGCGAAAGGUAAGGUUUAUGACAACGAGAACGGUCGUAUUUCAGCAAGUGUGUCCACCAGCAAGCUCUACGCUAUGUUAACUGAUAAGGAAAGAAGUGAAAUCAGGGCUGCGUGGCGUUCUUUUCCUCGAUUUUUGAGGCUCCAUGGCAAAGCCAUCGUUGUAUCGGCUGAUAGCAUGAGUGUGUACAAGUUUAAGCCAGAGUACGAGCGCUGCGCGGAAACUAUAUUAAAUCCCCAGUUGUCAGAAAUGGAGAUAGCCCCGAAUGAUCCGGUGCUUGCCAUUCCCUUCACGAUGGAUGAGAAAACCAAUGCAGAUUGGGUUCUCAGAGAGUUGUACAACGCGCUACCUUUGAUUCAGUGCGCGGAGCUGGAGGAUGUGCUGGUGCUGGUUCCCGACGCAGUACGAAAGGGCCUUCCACAGGAUAUGAACGAACUCGUCUCCUUGCUUUCUGAGUUUCCAGAUUACUUUGAUAUUUGGCCCUAUCCGGAUAACCCAUCUGUAAUGAUUAUCCAACGCGCAAAGGUUGGAAUUCCUGUUUUUGAAAAGGAUGAAAUUGUUAAAAAAGUGCUGCCGUUGAUACCUCAAGAAGGGAUAAAACUUUCAACACUGAAAAGUCGUGUACCACUGCCAAUGCAACGCUACUUUUACCGAUACGGUGUGAGUAAAACCUUGGGUGAGAUGGAUCAGGUCUUUUGUAUUACAACCGAUUUAAUGAUUCGCAUCGUGUGA